AUGUCACCUAUCGCAGUACUGGUCCUUGCGGUAUUGAGGGCAACCGGCAUGAUAUCAGAUCCCCUCCUCCGCCCUCACAACUCGAAUAUCACGAAUUUCGAGCUCACAAGUGGCUGUAGAACUAGCCAUGAAUGUUCCAAAUUAUAUAGCGUCUCAGAACACAGUCUCUACAAUAUGACCGGCUUCGCUGAACUGGAGGUCAUACUAGUUAUCAACGCGACCCCCACGCUCGAUGUCGCUCCCGGGGAGCAACUUGUUCCAGACCAGACUGUGUAUGAUCCAACGAUCGAACCUGGGACUGGUAUCAUCUUCGAAACCAUCCAGGAUAUCCCUGGCCACCUCAACUCUCUCACUUUAGGCCUUGUCAUGGGACUGGUCCACACUCUACUGCUCAUGGUGUACUACACCAUUUUCAAACAUCUCGAAAUAUUCAUGCUCGAAAAAGCCGUUUCCGAACACCCAUAUGCGAUUUACCCCUGGCUAUCUCUAGCCCUGCUCACUCUCCUGGAGCCAUUCCUGACAUUCGUUUGGGACUACCUUCAUCAAGAGUUCCAUGAUUCCCACGAAGCAGUCAUGAAGAGGCUGGGGAGGUGCGAAGCCAAGGCUUGGGGCCAGACUAUAUUGAUCAAGGCCCUUGGUGAAGCCAAAGAUCGCUUCAAUCUCGCUUUGGAGGCUCUCACUGCAUCACUUGAAGACGCAAAGACUCAGAUCUCGGGAAUCGAGGAGCGAGUACUUGGUAUCUUUGGAACUGUCAAUCAACAAGAUGAGGACAUGAAGAAGAUUGCACGGAGCUUUGAGAAUAUGGUGCGCGACCAGCACUCACUUCGGGAACACGUCGGCGAUCUUUCCACAAAUCUCUACAGGGAACACGCCGAACUGGGUUCUUGCUUGAAUCGCUUUGUCCAAGCCUAUGGUAGCAACGGCAUAACCCUCAGCCACCGUUUCGACUGCCUAGAACACAAGGUCGAUGCUUUGGAGCGCGAGAAAGCCACCCAGGCCGCUGAGAUCGAAACCCUCAAGAGCGCUCUGAGCAAGGCGGAUGAGGAAAGGGCGGCCAUGAUCACAUUCUACCGGAAACAAAAGUUUAACAACUUGGCCACGAACGAGUACUACCAGAGAGCCAUUGCAGAAGCACCGGAAGAUCAACUAGCGCCGGCAUUCACCGCAUAUAUGACAGCCAUGCAUUCACAAAUGAAUGCUACGCUCCAAGGGGUGUAUCGCACUGCUGGUGGUCAUCCACACACGCCCCAACCACAUAUGCCUCAGGCCAGACAACAAAACAAUGGCUACGGCAUGCCUGAAAAUGGAUCUCCCGGUUAUGGCUUCCCUGGGCUGGGCUCUUCUCGAUAUGGUCCCGCCGGUGGCUUCCCUUUCAACCAGAGGAAGUGA
Molecule: messenger RNA, 1389 nt
Organism: Bipolaris sorokiniana ND90Pr
Lineage: Eukaryota; Fungi; Ascomycota; Dothideomycetes; Pleosporales; Pleosporaceae
Exons: 2
Coding region: 1-1389 (462 amino acids)
Source: RefSeq, a predicted model, not a curated record